Hippocampus comes (tiger tail seahorse) is the source of this 435-nucleotide messenger RNA. RefSeq names its product geminin DNA replication inhibitor. The transcript is spliced from 3 exons. The record is from RefSeq and is a predicted model, not a curated record. Gene Ontology annotation, biological process: negative regulation of cell cycle; negative regulation of DNA replication. NCBI's taxonomy places the organism in Eukaryota, Metazoa, Chordata, Actinopteri, Syngnathiformes, Syngnathidae. The annotation marks the transcript as partial. Gene Ontology annotation, cellular component: nucleus.
AUUUUUUGUUUGUUUUGUGUAGAAACUCCUCCUCCUGCUUACUGGAAAGAAGUGGCAGAAGAGCGUCGCAAGGCUUUGUUCAAUGUUCUCCAGGAGAAUGAGAAACUGCACAAAGAUAUCGAGGCCAAAAACGAGCAGAUCACUCGACUGAAGAGCGAGAACGACGAACUGCGCGAGCUGGCCGACCACGUACAGUACAUGGCUGACAUGAUUGAGAGGCUGACUGGGAAGGGACCAAACAACCUGGAAGAAAUCAAGGGUCUUGCACUGAAUGAAGAUGAAGAUGAUGAACAUGAUGUGGCAAAGGAGGAAGAAGCUGAAACUGAUGAGGAAGAUGAACCUGAGGAGGAUGAUUGCAGUCCAGGAGAAGCUGAGGAACAAACUUGAGACAAGAGGACUCAGUAGAAGCUGCAAUAACCCCCCCCCCCCCACCAC